AUGGACUACUCCUACUCGGCCGCGACCUCGACUUCGGGUGCCCCAGUGCUGCCCCCUAUCCCCCGGCAGCCUCACCACUCGUCGCGGCAGAAGUCACUGCGAGUCGACGUCCACCGCAGCGAAGACGGCAGCCGGCCCUUCACCCCCUCAUCGCCCGAGGUCAUAUCUUCCCUGAUCACCAGCCUGUCGGUCAUCUCCAAGCCGGCCAGCUCCCUGUUCGACAACCAGACCCUCUCGCUGCCCACGUCCCCGAGGGAGGGCAGCUUUGGUGUCGACUACGGCGCAUUCUCCUCGCCGUCGCUCGGCAGAUUGGAGGAGGAGAGCGUGUCACUGGACGAAUUGGCCGCCAGUCCCCCCAUCAUCCGAACGGCGCCUCCCCCUUCCGGCUUGUCGCCAUUGACGGCCCCCAAGUCCCCUCGAUCCCCGCAUCGCGAAGUCAGCGCCGGCUUGAAGUCGCUGUUGCGAUCCUCGCGACCGUCCUCCCGAGGCUCCGCUUCCUCGUCGCAUGAUGAUUCACGGAGCAUCGGCAACCUCUCGAUCGAACGUGGAGCACCACAGACGCCCGAGCUGCACCGCCAGCAAUCGCAAGACAGCUGGGGGAGAAAGUCGGGCCGCAAUUCCAAGGGGCUCAUGUACAUGAGCUCAAAGGAGAGGCUGCGAGCUUCAGACGCCGAGCGCAAGCGUGCCGGCGGUGGCUCUUCGAGCAGCAAUCCCAACGGGUCAAACGGAGCGUCGUCGUCACGGCCAGACGCAUCAUUGGUUGAAACACCCAUCCGCGAGGAACCAUACUACCUCGACCCAACAGACCAGGAGGGCAUGCCUGAACGUAGCCCGUCCACUGAACCGGGGUUUCAGAGGCCCAUUCCGACGCGUGAGUCGUCUCUACGCAAGACGGGCUCGAAUGCGAGAAGGUCGUCUAGAUCUACAAGAACAAAGCGUGACAGUGACAACGGCGUCAACAACAGUAUCCCAGAGAACGAAGAGCACGACCGGUCACGAGAUUUGUCCGCUUCUAAGCGGCGACCUCUGGCCCGCCAGAGCUCGGAGGCUGAUACUACCAAGAGGAGCGAAGAUAUAUUGCGGGCAGACAUGCACGAGUCGGCGAGGCCAGGCGCCUCCCUGAGCAGGCGGCACUCCCACAAUGCCACAGUUGGGAAUGAUAAGAAAGCAGCGGUACAAGACGCCGUUGAUGAUGGAGCGCCAUUUCCUUCCGUCUAUUCAAGCAGGCGGCGUAGUGCGCGCAGCAGUGAGAGGAGGACCUCAGGCCGCACCACGCCGGAGCCCGGGGAUGCUCUCAAGAUGAAGCGCAGCAGCUCGCGACUGAAGCGACUGUCGGCGCCGAGAGGCUCGGAAGAGGAUGCCAAAGCGCCAGGACCUGAAACUCAGGUGUCCUACGAACGACCACCUAGUGCUGACUCUGUCGAUGAUGCUGUUGAAUCGUAUCUAUGUUCUCCUCGACUUUCACAGAAAAUCAAGCACCCACAGACGGGUAGGGUGAUUUCGUUCUCCGAAGUUGGCGACUCGGAAGGGUCAGCAGUCUUCUGUUGCGUAGGCAUGGGAUUGACGAGAUAUAUCAUGGCCUUCUAUGAUGAGCUUGCCUUGACGCUCAAGUUGCGGCUCAUUACCCCUGAUCGCCCUGGUGUGGGCGACAGCGAGCCCUACACAGACGGAACAGCGACUCCGCUCAGCUGGCCCGACGACGUGUACGCAAUAUGCCAAGCGUUGAAAAUCACCAAAUUCUCCAUUCUAGCGCACUCAGCCGGUGCCAUCUACGCCCUUGCAACAGCGCUUCGUAUGCCACAACACAUCCGAGGACGCAUCCAUUUAUUGGCGCCGUGGAUACCUCCAUCACAGAUGAACGUCUUUGGUACAUCGCACGUCUCGCCUCCUACCAACGCAAUUCCCACUUCUCAGCGAAUUCUCCGGGCACUCCCCACCCCUUUUCUUAAAGCUGCCAACAGUUCCUUCAUGACUGCAACGAGCAGCUCCAUCACAAGUUCCCUCCCGAAACAACGCCGGAGCAAGCGAAAGUCUACUGCCACCGUGGCGGGGCGCCGUGAUGCCACCCCCGGCCUCGAAAAGGAAAACAUGGCUCAGGACCCGAUGGACGAUGACACCAAGGCGCCACCCAUGGUCACCGAGAACAUGGAUCAGAUCCGACCACGAGACUCAGAAUUCAGCUCUUCGCAGAAUGCCGUCCUCAACGCAGCAUCGGAUGCCAUGGCCGACCAAGAGCGCCAGCUGACCUACGAUACCCGCCUCACCUAUGCCAUUUGGGACCUGGCGACAACCGGUGCCAAUCCCGCAGUGGAUCUUCUCGUCUGUCUAGAGCGUCGUCAUACGAUCGGCUUCCGCUACGUUGACAUCACGCGGCCUGUAGUGAUCCAUCACGGCAGCAGGGAUAACCGCGUGCCCGUCGAGAAUGUUCGAUGGCUCGGCAAGACGAUGCGCAGAUGCGAGGUCCGCGUUCUCGAGGGCGAGGGCCACGGUCUCAUGGCCAGCGCGACGGUCAUGGGUUCCGUGUUGAUGGAGAUCUCCAAGGAAUGGGACGACUGGCUCAAAGCCACCGGCACGACUCGGAGGGAUAAUGAUAGGGAGCGCGGAAGGAGCUCAAGGGCUGGUGUCAGAUGA
This is a messenger RNA of Neoarthrinium moseri, 2631 nucleotides long. RefSeq lists its product as uncharacterized. NCBI's taxonomy places the organism in Eukaryota, Fungi, Ascomycota, Sordariomycetes, Amphisphaeriales, Apiosporaceae. The transcript is spliced from 2 exons. The coding region runs from base 1 to 2631 and encodes 876 amino acids. The record is from RefSeq and is a predicted model, not a curated record.